AUGGCAGAGACAGCACAGGAGCAGCAGCAGCUGCGUGAGCUGCUUCAAGCUGCCCUGGACCCUUCCAAGGCAAAGGCAGCAACCGAGCAGUUGCGUCAGCUGUUGCAGCAGCAGCAGCAGCCGGCUGUGUACCUGCUCUUAGCAGAAGAGGUUCUCAGAGGAGAGAAGGAGGAGACGAGACAACUUGCCGCUGUCCUACUGAGACGCAAGGCCGCAAAAUUUUUUAGCUCUCUGCAGCCUAACCAACAGUCCGAGUUCACGGAGUCUCUGGUGGGGCGCCUUGGCUGCGAGCCUUCAAAGCCCGUACGCCAUUCAUUAGGUCAUCUGCUGGCUGCUCUGCUGCGGCUCCCGCAAUUCGACGAGGCGAAAACUAAGCAUGUGCUGCAGCUACUGGCUGCUCCCAUUCUAGAGCAGCAGCAGCCGCAACUGCAGGUGGCAGCAGUGGAAGUCUUUGCAGCGUAUGUCGAGAGCGGAGAUGGCACUGAGACCUUCUUUGAUGAGUUGCUCCACAUCUUCCAGCAAGCUCUGACCAUCAGCAACAACAACCCAGCCCUAGCCGGCCCGGCACUCGAGGGUCUUAGAGGCCUUGCGGAAGACGCCGUGGAGCCUUCUCAGCAAAAGAAGCUAUUUGCUCUGCUUCCCGGUGUGACCGCUGUCAUAGAGAAGGCCUUCCAGCCUGAAGGCGAUGAGAGUGUAGCCAUGGGGGCCUUGGAACUUAUUGACGACUUGCUAUGCAAUGAUUUGGUGCUGUCCGAGUCGGAGCUUCUCUCGGUGCUGCAUUUUCUGUUGGGAAUUGCCGCACGGCCUGCGCUGGACGUUGGUGUCAGGCAGCAGGCCCUCGCUCCCAUACACUGGGCAGCCAAGCAGAAGCCUCGAGUGCUCUGCAAAGGGGGUUUUGUGCCCAAGCUGUUAGAUGUGCUGGUGGAGAUGGCCGCACAGCCGGACGAACCGGGCUGUGCCGUGUUAGAGGAUGAGGAUGACGAAGACGAGGAGCUGAACCCCCACAGACUUGCGUGCCAGACGGUGGAUGCCAUAGCUGUGGCGUUGCCCAACAAACACAUAUGCAAGCCUCUCCUGCAGCGACUAGAGGCGUACAUACACCCCACGGCUCCCCGAACGCCAGAACAAGAGGUCCUGCAGCAGCGCGCAGCUCUUACCUGUAUUGGCAUCAUGAGCGAGGGAUGUGAGGCUGCGCUGAGAGGGAAGCUGAAGGCCUUCAUGCCCUUUCUCAUUCCCCUGCUGCAACACAGUCACCCAGCCGUUGCUGCAGCCGCAGCACUGUGCUUCGGACAAUUCGCUGAGUACCUACAGCCCGAGAUCAUGCAAUAUCAAUCUCAGGUGCUUCCGUUGCUACUGCAGCAGCUGGACAACCCUAACCGUUUAGUACAGCAUAAGGCAUGCUACGCCCCAAGCGAUAGCGUGCGAGAGGUUUGCCUAAGCGCUAUUCGUUCUGCGGCUGUUGCAAGUGUAGCCGAAGAGGAUGACGGCGAAGCACGACCCCAGGGGACUCCCCGCCCUUUCGACCCGUAUGCUGCCGAUCUGUUCCGAUUGCUGGAAGAUAUUAUACGGUCUCCGACAGUACCAAGGGGCAAUUCAGGAGGAGCAGGCACGGCUGCAGCGGGAUGCUCCCCAGCCACUAAGGCCCGAGCAAUCGGAGUUAUUGGGGGCCUGGUAAAAGGUUUAUCUCCUCAGUGCUACCAGCAACAGCUCCGACAGCUGUUGCAGCUCGUGGUGCAGCAGGUCGACGGCGGGGAGGGCCAGGGAGAGGCGGCGCAAGAGUCUGCACACGAGAUUAGGGACGAAGCUUUUGCCUGCUUCCGAGACGUCUCUUCUGCGCUCAAGGAAGAAUUUGUACCAUUCCUUGAGGACGUAAUGGUGCGGGUAUUGGCCUCUCUGUUCAGCAGCGAGGGUUUCACAAGCCCAGAGGAGCCUGGCGAUUUUGACUUGGGGGACAGCGGAGACGAGAGCACUGGGGCAGGCAGGGAAUUACAAAUUAGAGACGGCUAUCUUGACGAGCUGGACUCGGCGGCUUUCUGCUUGCGUUCCUUGUGGGAGAACUGCGGAGGUCACUGCAUGAAGUAUCUCCAAAAGACCUGCGAGGCGAUAGAAGUCCUAAAAACACAUUUCCACGACGCUGCAAGGCAGCAAGCCAGCUUCCUUAUUGCUGCGGUGCUGUUGGCAGCCCACAAGACUCUGGCAAACCCACAGGAGCAGCAUUCGCAGCAGCAGGCGCAAGGCACCGUCCAGUGCAUGCAGCCUCACGUGCUGCAGUUGUGGAAGACCCAGCUGUACCCCCUUCUCUUUGCCAUCAUCAGCGAGGAUGUGGAUAAGGAGACAGUGGGUGACGCAUUUUCUGCGUUGGGGACGGUUCUUGAGGGAGUGGGGCCAGCGGCAAUAUACAGCGCGGAGCAGCGGGAGAGUCUAUUGCUGCAGUGCAGCAAUUUGCUGCGUGGCAAACAUAUAUGCCAGCUUAAUCAAGAUGUCGAUGAAGAUGACGACUCUCGUCAGGAGGAGGAGUAUCUGUUUGAGGGUCUUGUUGCCUUCCUUGCCGCCCUUGCAGCUGCAGCUUCUCAAGCCACAGCAGCAGUUGCUGCAACAGUGGCAGACCCAGCAGCAGCAUCCGUAGCGCAAGCAGCAGCAGCAAACUGCAACAUUGACACUUUUUGCUCAGCGUACACUCAGCUGCAUCCGCACAUCCUCGCACUCGCUGCUCACAAGCACUCGAAGACAUACGCCGCCAUUGGCCUUGGCUGCUUUGCCGAGGUGUUUAGAGAGAUGCAGGGCUCAGCAGUGCAGUACGCAGAGUCCCCUGCCGUUCUAAAAGCUGUGGGCAGUGGCAUCUCUCAAGAGGAAGAUGAGGACUGCAGGAGAAACGCCUGCUUCUGUCUCAGCGUUAUAUACGAGGUCGCAGGCUCCUCGCCAGCAGUAAACAGCAAAUCGAUGGAGCUUUUACAGCUAAUGCACCCAAUCUUCAGGCCCCGAGACGACCUGAACAAGUCGGAGCAAAGCACCGUGGACAAUGCAUGCUCAGCUGUUGCAUCGAUGCUGUUGCAUGCUCCCCCAUCAGGACUUCCCAUGGGUGAUGUAGUCCGCGUUUUCCUCUCUUCUCUACCACUUCAAGCAGACAGAGAGGAGAGCAAGACAGUCUUACAGGCUCUUCUACACCUCGCCGCGACCCAGUCGGAUAUCGUGUUACAAAACUCAGAGCAGUUCAUGUUUGCUUGCGCGUGCGAGGCUUCCUUUCCUGGUGCCGCCCGCCGCAUAGGCUCCGAGUUGACUGCUUCAGCACAGCAGCUACUGCAAGAGAUGUGUAAAAACCCGCAGUUGCCCUCAGGGACCCUGGAUGCUCUCGCUACCCGCCUGCAAAGUAAACCAUAUGCUCUGGCCUUCUUAAGGCAGUGA
Molecule: messenger RNA, 3402 nt
Organism: Cyclospora cayetanensis
Lineage: Eukaryota; Apicomplexa; Conoidasida; Eucoccidiorida; Eimeriidae
Product: importin-4
Exons: 17
Coding region: 1-3402 (1133 amino acids)
Biological process (GO): protein import into nucleus
Cellular component (GO): nucleus; cytoplasm
Molecular function (GO): nuclear import signal receptor activity
Source: RefSeq, a predicted model, not a curated record